GCCCGUUUGGCCAGUCGCCGGCCCUCAUCCUCCUCGAACUUCCAUCACUGCCAUUCAACCAAAGAUGUUCAACACGAAAUCUUCGAAACCAAGAGCGUACACUGCCUAUCUGGUGAUUACCCUGGUUACUUCCUCUGUCCACCUUUCCAAGGCCCGAUCCAGUCUUCUGCCGAGGAGUGGUGCCUGGCCACAAUGCGGGCAAUUCAUCGAUAUCAAUUAUAACGGUCCCCCUGGCACGAUGUUGUGCGGAACUUCCGACCGGGCAAACUAUCAGUGUGACAAGGAUAAGUGUAACUCGGGAGAGGGACCCAGUAGUGACCCUAAGCAGCACCCUUUUUCUCAGAUGACCUGGCAAAAUUGUCAACGAGAUGCUCAGCACGGGGAGCCCGCUGCAGAAGGCAGAACAGUUACUAGAACAGUGUCGAUGCAUGCUGACUAUCAGAAGCAAACAGUGGGGGUCUGGGGGGGCGAAGACGGCCUCACAAGUAACUUCAACUUCUUCUAUACUUGUGCCUUCUCAGCACAAAACGAUCGCAGAUCUUACUGCCGGGAUUGUACAUUGGUGUGGAAGGAGCUGAAGGAGGAGGAUGGUCUUGAUGUAUAGGGGAUCACCUACACACACACAAUUGAACUUUCUAACUCCCAAUUCCUUCCUCCUAGCGCU
Puccinia graminis f. sp. tritici CRL 75-36-700-3 is the source of this 664-nucleotide messenger RNA. RefSeq lists its product as uncharacterized. The record is from RefSeq and is a predicted model, not a curated record. NCBI's taxonomy places the organism in Eukaryota, Fungi, Basidiomycota, Pucciniomycetes, Pucciniales, Pucciniaceae. Bases 65 to 604 code for a protein of 179 amino acids. The transcript has 5 exons.